This is a messenger RNA of Cutaneotrichosporon oleaginosum, 4024 nucleotides long. RefSeq lists its product as uncharacterized. Gene Ontology annotation, molecular function: DNA binding; ATP hydrolysis activity; chromatin binding. Gene Ontology annotation, biological process: chromatin remodeling. Gene Ontology annotation, cellular component: nucleus; chromatin. Lineage: Eukaryota; Fungi; Basidiomycota; Tremellomycetes; Trichosporonales; Trichosporonaceae. The record is from RefSeq and is a predicted model, not a curated record.
GUCCGCACUAACGCAUUCAAACACUUCACCACUGAACGCAACUCUACCUUUGAUAAAGUUGCCACCGCUCUUAACGGGCUUGUCGCCAUCAUGUCGCGCCUCAGCAGCGCGACCAACAUCCUGAUGGAGAUGAGGAAGCUGUUCCAGCACCCUUACCUUGUCGCCCCAGAGAUGGACAACCCCGAACUCUCUCAAGAGGAGCAGCACAAGCAGCUCAUAGACGCGAGCGGCAAACUAUUGUUCCUCAAGCAGCUCCUUCCUCGGCUCAAGGAACGAGGUCACCGUGUGCUGCUGUUCUCACAGUUUAAAAUUGCCCUCAACCUCAUCGAGGACUUUCUUUGCGGCGAGGGCUACAAGUACCUCCGUCUCGAUGGUGACGUCAACCAGCUGCAUCGUCAGAAGGAUAUGGACAAGUUCAAUGCGCCCAACUCUGAUUAUUUCAUCUUCCUCCUGACCACGCGUGCUGGCGGCGUUGGAAUCAACCUGGCUUCGGCCGACACGGUCAUUGUCCACGACCCAGAUUUCAAUCCUCAUCAAGAUCUGCAGGCCAUCUCGCGCGCCCAUCGCUUUGGGCAAACCAAGCGGGUCUUGGUGUUCAAGCUAAUGAUGGAGAACUCGGCUGAGGUGCGUAUCAUCAAUAGCGGCAAGAAGAAGCUCGUUCUGGAUCAUCUUGUUGUGCAACAGCUGGGCAAGGACCGUGAGGAGGGCGAGUAUGAGAACCUCAUCCUCUAUGGUGCCGAGGAUAUCACCAAGAUUGACGAGGACGCCUCGGACAUGCGUGUCUGGACGUCGAAGAUGAUUGACGAUCUGAUCGACGACGCCGAGAAGGAAGCUGAGGAAGCUGCAAAGGCGCAGGAAGAAGCCGACGCUGCCAAAGCCGUUCCCGUGGCAGCUGACGAGGCCUCAAAAGCUCGCGGCUUCUCGUUCGCCAAGAUCUGGGAAACCAAGGCUAAGGAGGUUGCGGCGCCUGUCUUGGACGAGCCGGAAGAGGAACCUGACUUUGAUGAGCAUGGCUGGCUGCAGUUUCUUCAGCAAGUGGAGGCUACCGAGGCAGCCCAGCGAGAGCAGGCUCGUGCCGUUGCAGGUCGCCUGCGCGCAUUGAAGAAAAUCAAGUACAACUUGGAGCGGACCGACUUUGGCGACACCAGUCCGGAGAAGCAGAAAAAGAAGGGGAAGGGCAAGGAGAAGAUGCAAACCGCGGUUGACGACACGGACGGAGAUGACGACUUCGUGCCCCUUCCCGAACUCAGCGACGAGGACGACAUGGACACACCCGGUGGCCCGACAGACCUGGAAGAUCUUAGCAAUGACCAGCGUAGGAUCAUCGGUGGCAUUGCGGCUGGUCAGCGCAAGCUUACCAAGCACGAGCGAGCGCUGCUUAGAAAGUGGCACAGCCUCGACGAAAAAAGGCGCGCCGAAGCUUCAGCCAGCGCGUCCGUACCAGCCGCUGAGUCAAUGCCCGUCAAUAUCCCGUUGACAAAUGUUUCGUCUGCGACCGUUUCUCAGGCAGAGCAUACUUCACAGCAGGUGCUUACUCCUCACCUUUCUGCCUCUUUGCGGCACGGCGCGCCCCCACCUGCAGCCGGUCCUGGCCCGGCAACUGCAGAACAGCGCGCUCUGACUUCCGCUCGCCCGUCACAGUCCCCACUUGUCGCAGCGGCAAUCGCGGGCGAGCUCAUCGGUCGCGUGGCGAAUGGUGAGGUUCUCACCAUGACUGUUCCUCCGUCGCACGGCGAACAAGUGUCCUCAUCGGACCUCGUGAGAUGGCCAAGCAUCCGUAUGAUGGCAGAGCCUAAGCACUCAGAGCUCAUUGCCUCUGGGCGAGCGCUUCUGAUAGCUCUUUAUAGAGCCCUUCAGGCCACCGACAACCCCGUGGGCUAUUCCGCAGACUGGGGCGAACUCGUGAAGGUAAACACACUCACUGCGACUCGCAAAGACCACUACGUGAGGUUGGCCAGGGUUGCAGACCAACAUCGGGCUACAACGCAGAACAACAAAGACCGCAGCUUCUCCGCAAUCGACGCGGUGGGUACGGCCUUCUACUUCAUCGACGCCCUUGCGCCAAUCAACCCACCCCCGCCCCGUCCUCCGCCCGUGGCCCAGACUAUGCACCCUCUCACCAUUCAUCACCGUCCAGGGCCAGCAGGUACACUCGCGUCAUCCUCAGACUCCAUUGCACCCGCUCCGUUCGCGACUCACUUUUCGUCGCAUGGACCGCAUCUCUCCACUUCAGCAUGGGCCCCCGCUGGGUACUACAGCUCAGCAAUUCCGCGACCUCCACCCAGUAUGCCACCUUACCACUCGCUGCCGCAGCAGCACAUGUCCCUGCACGUGCAGCAUCCGGGGACGGGAUCUGUUCCGCACUACAAUGCCCAGCGCGCCCCUGUUGCGCCUAUUCGGCCUGCCCCACCACAAUCUCAAGCCGUCUACUAUCACCAGCCACCAGAGUCCCGGCAAACUCGUGAACAACCUUUAUCGUCGCAGUUACCGCAAUCUUCUUCAGCGCGGUGGGCGGACCAACCGCAUCCGUCGAUCCAGUCCCAUCAGCCUGCACCAGCUAACGCCCACCUGUCGCAAACACAGCGGCAGGAUGUACUAGGGCCAUCUUCGGUGCAGGCAUCUGCUGCGCCUGCCCGUCCAGUGGAUCUACGGCAACCACGGCCGCAGGAUCUACCACAACCUUCUUCAGUGCAGACCCCAGCAGCGCCACCUCUGCACGGGACAUCUAAGCACGCCAUCAUUCACCUCUCAGGCGGCCCGGUCAAGGACAGUGGUGCUCAGCCUGUUGUGCUCAGCGCAAUGCAACUUGGCGACUCGUCACGGUUCGACCCACAAUUCCUUGGCGCACAGUCUGAAGAAGCGGAUCAUGGCUGUUACUGGUGCCAGCAAGACCACCUACUUCGAGAUUGUCCAGCGCUUCUCUCACUGGAGGACAUCGGUAUUUACCGAAGAAAUAUUGAGGCCAGUGACGAGAGCAUUGAUGCCAAGGAGAGAGGUCUUCGCGCGCUUGCGAGAAUGGAAGUGGCCCGAAGGGAGCGUGACGCGAUCUACAGUCGGAGAUCCAGGAAGAGGGCGAGCGACCACGACGGCACAGCGAACGAUCCUAUCGAGAUUGACUUGGAAGCGUCUCGCUCACCCUCCCCGGACACUGGCCCUGCCUCGAAGCGUGCACGAGUUGAGCCUACCUUCCAAGGUUGUCGAGUUUGCAACGGCGAGGUUGCACACGCUCUCGCCGCAUGCCCUGUAGUGCUGGCCGGUGCCGACUCUAUUAAGCGUGCCCUGGGGAAUUUUGACCCCGGCUCGCCGACGCACGACAUGUUGUUGAAGUUUCUUCGAGCAGCCGAAAUCGGAGUCCCGGCUGGUGCGCUGGAGCCGUGCGCAUACUGCAACACAUCGUGCGGCAUGACCGUGCGACAGUGCGCCGAGGUGCGCGGCAAGCGCAAGGACCUCAAGCAUAAGAUUCGCCACAUUGACGAGCAUGUCCUUCCCAGCACCGAGGAGCAGCUCCGCGUACUCAGGAGCCGCCGCCUAACGACAGCUGAUUGGGAGCUUCCAAGCCUAGAGCGUCAGAUCGCCGACACCGAGAAAGAAGUCCACAGACUAGAGCGUGUUCUUGCACGCCUGUACGAGGCGUACAGUCAGUGGCCCAACCUCAAGCGACCAAGUGACGGGAAGGGCGCUCUUGGGAGCCCCGAUGGUGUGCAGAAGACAUCGUGACGGACGUGCGCGUCGAAGCAGCGGCUAUGCCGCAGCGUACAUGCGUUUGAGUCGAGUAGCAUGAGUGACCAAGCGUUCACGUGCUUCCCCCUUUCCUAGUGCACGGCUACUCAUGCCCAUUGGUGUGAUCCAUCUGAUCUGUCUGUGCCCAAGGGAUAAAGCGCUGAGGUUAUAAGUGGCACUACAAUGCAUCUAGGCUGACUCGUCCCCCGAUCCAGGUCGCGUGAUGAGAUGACUAUAACUACUUCUGUAUUGUGUUGACCAGCCUGGAAAGUUAGCGCAUGUAGUCUGAUGAGCGAGCAAUGCG